Molecule: messenger RNA, 569 nt
Organism: Amoebophrya sp. A25
Lineage: Eukaryota; Dinophyceae; Syndiniales; Amoebophryaceae
Source: the annotation of a GenBank genome assembly
AUGCAGCUCCUCAAUAGAAAUAAACUAUCUCCUCGGGCUGCCAUUCCUGCUUCAGCAGAGAGGCAAAGUAGUGCUUCGGCCGAGACCUCUUGCUCGAGGCAAUCACGCGUUGCAACUUUACGCUAUCGCUUAAGACGGUCACGUCUACUGGCACGAAGAAUGGUGAGGACGGCGUCGCCGUUGUCCUUGUCGAGUCCCGAGAUAAAAUCAUCGUCAUUGCGGAGUCCUCCAACUACAUCGAACAAUGCUGGAGAGAGACCGACGCCUACUUCCUCCACUUCCAACCACGACCCUCAAGGUGAGGUUCUCGUUGACUCUUUUCUAAACGCAAUGGAGGCUUGGAACCCAGGCUUCGGCAUCAUUUCUAGAGAAGAAAACGCCAAAAAUCUACUGGAGAUGUCUUUCUGUGUCCACGCUCAGACCAGAGGUCUUGGUCAGUUUUUCGAUGUUGAUAAAUGAGUUUUCAGAUGUUCUUCAACCUCUAGUACCUUUAUUCCGUUUUCUUUUCCGUAUUUGAUCAGAACGUAGGUGGAAAAAUCAUUAGCAAGGCAAAUUGUACAAGAACGAGG